AUGGGCAGCCAGGCCCUAUCACUAUGGUCGGACGCUGCAGCCAAGCUGAGCGAGGCUGACCAGAAACUACUCGCUUUUGACGAUGCCAGCAAUCACGACAGCAGAAGCCUCGAUGUUAUUGAUAAACUUGGACAGACGACCAACGAAGCCUACGAGACCUGUAUUCGCAAACGAUGGCAGAUCAAACUGCCCGGCAAACAAGAUAAGAUUAUCGUGCGCGACCUGCUCGGCAAGAUCACACACUGGAUCGAAGUGUUCAAGACUGUUGGAGAUCAGGCAAUCUCGUUUGAUCCGGGACAUGCUGCCUUGCCGUGGGCUGGGGCUCGGUUUCUCUUGCAGGUUGGUCUCAUGAAGCGGGAUGAACGAAAUGAUACGAGGCUGAUGAGAUGGUUUACUCUAACCUAG
Molecule: messenger RNA, 405 nt
Organism: Penicillium canariense
Lineage: Eukaryota; Fungi; Ascomycota; Eurotiomycetes; Eurotiales; Aspergillaceae
Exons: 1
Coding region: 1-405 (134 amino acids)
Source: RefSeq, a predicted model, not a curated record